CAAAACAAGUAAAGGUAAAAACUAUUCCCAGACAUGUCCGACGAAUUAGCCCAACAAACCGAAGAAUUAUCCCUUGAUUCCAAGACUGUUUUCGAUAGCAAGGAUGAAUUUACUGCCAAGCAUCCCUUGAAUUCCAGAUGGACCUUAUGGUAUACCAAACCUCAAGUCAACAAGAACGAAAACUGGCACGACUUGUUAAAGCCAGUUAUUACUUUCUCCAGCGUGGAAGAAUUCUGGGGUAUUUACAACUCGAUCCCACCUGCCAACCAAUUACCUUUAAAAUCCGACUACCACUUGUUCAAAGAAGGAAUUAGACCAGAAUGGGAAGAUACUGCCAAUUCCAAGGGUGGUAAAUGGCAAUUCUCCUUCACAAAGAAACACGAAAUCAACCCAGUCAUUAACGAUUUGUGGUUGAGAGGAUUGUUGGCCGUGAUUGGUGAAACUAUCGAAGAUGAUGAAAACGAAGUUAACGGGAUUGUAUUAAAUAUUAGAAAACAAGCUUAUAGAGUUGGUAUUUGGACUAAGGAUUGCGAAGAUUCAAAAUUAAAGACUGUAGGUGAAAGAUUGAAGAAGGUUUUACAAUUGAAGGAUGAACAAAAGGUAGAAUUUAUUUCUCAUGAUGCAUCAAAUAUUAGGGGGUCUGAACCACAAAUUGUGUUGUAAGCUAGCAAAUGCUACUGCACGAUCAAACAAAUCAAACAGCUAGUAUAACCUAGCAGUAUAAAGUGUAAUUUAUAUGCUAUAGCUAAUUAGUUUAUGAAUAAAUGUAUAACUGUAAUCUAAUUUACUUUCUCAUUGACGAAUUCCUCAACCCGUUCCCAAUACUCGUCUUGUACCACCGUGUCGUUAUGGGUGGACUGCUCAUACUUCCAUUUAAUCUUGAUUUCACUGGGUAACUUCUUGUAUAUCUCAUCCAUGUGACUUGGCGGAACAAUCUCGUCUUGUCUUGCACUCAUCAACAUCACAGGGAUAUUUUCGUUGAUCCUCGGCACUAAACUCUCCAGAUCCCAAAUUUGAUUAACAAAUAACGUAAAGUACUUUAACAAAGGAAACACAUGUGGCACAGUCUUGGGUAUAGAUAAGAACGUAUUUUCGAGUAUGAUCCCACUGACCAAAUCGCCAUACUUUUCAGCAAUGUAUAUAGCAACAGCACCACCUAACGAACGUCCAUACAACACAAUCUUGCUUGACGAAUACUGUUUAUCCAGUUUCAAAUACUCCAUGACACAGUCAGCAUCAAUUUUGAGACCCUUCUCCAGGGGUGUUCCUGUGGAAUUCCCGUACCCUCUAUAACUAUAUAUAAACACAUUAUAUCUAAAUCUAGCAUACAACAAUUGAACUAUAGGUAAAGCGUAUCCUAUAUUCCCAGCAUUGGGUGAAAGUAUAAGAAUGGUCUUGUUGGUGUAAUUGUUAGUUAUAUCUUGUUUCAACAGGAAACAUUCAAGGGUUUCUCCGUCAGGGGUAGUUAGUUUUACCGCCUCGUAUUCCAUACCAUAUUCGUCUGGGGUUGAUACGUGCGCUCUGGCACCAUUCAUGGAAGACGGGUAAAUGAUGGAUGAUUGGUAGGUGUAUAGCCCACCUAGGGCCAAUGCAGCUACAGUUAUCCCGAUCGCUGCCAUAGAUUUGGCUAUUCGAAAGAUUGAUUCCAUUCGUUGUGAACUUGAAACAAAGUGCUG
Messenger RNA from Spathaspora passalidarum NRRL Y-27907, 1676 nucleotides. It is a transcript of the gene EIF4E, whose product is annotated as translation initiation factor eIF4E. Gene Ontology annotation, biological process: translational initiation. Gene Ontology annotation, cellular component: cytoplasm; eukaryotic translation initiation factor 4F complex. The record is from RefSeq and is a predicted model, not a curated record. The coding region runs from base 34 to 663 and encodes 209 amino acids. The transcript has a single exon. Gene Ontology annotation, molecular function: translation initiation factor activity; RNA 7-methylguanosine cap binding. NCBI's taxonomy places the organism in Eukaryota, Fungi, Ascomycota, Pichiomycetes, Serinales, Debaryomycetaceae.